Messenger RNA from Alternaria viburni, 1317 nucleotides. RefSeq lists its product as uncharacterized. The coding region runs from base 1 to 1317 and encodes 438 amino acids. Lineage: Eukaryota; Fungi; Ascomycota; Dothideomycetes; Pleosporales; Pleosporaceae. The transcript has 3 exons. The record is from RefSeq and is a predicted model, not a curated record. Gene Ontology annotation, molecular function: oxidoreductase activity; FMN binding.
AUGGACCCUGUAAAUCCCAACCAAAAGGCCCGAACCACGCAGCAAUACGCCUUGUUUCAGCGGAAGAACUUUUGGAAAUCCAAUGAGGGCGAAGUACCAGUGUUCAACACAGAACCGGGCAAACUCGAAGAAUUAGCAAAAGAGAAACUCAGUCAAGGUGGCUGGUUCUACGCGUCUUCAAAUGCCGGCCAAUCGCACACCCAUACCGUAAACAGACAAGCGUUCUACCGACAUCGAAUUAUUCCGCGUAUGCUGGUAGACACCAACCAGCGCGACACUGCGACCGAGAUCUUUAAACACAAAGUUCCUGCGCCGAUCGGAUUCGCGCCUGUUGGUAUCAACAAGAUCUACAACCCAGAGGGCGAGCUACCCGUAGCAAGAGCCGCAGGCGCCUUAGGGCUACCAUACUGUCUCUCGACAGCAGGCUCACAGAGCAUAGAGAACGUAGGCCAUGCCAACGAUGAGGGCGUGAGAAAAGGACAAGGCGACACAGGCACCGCUGCCGGUGGUGGCGAGAAGGGGGUAAGAUUCUUCCAGCUCUACAUGCCGCACGACGACGAGCUUACUCGGUCACUCCUCCAACGUGCUGUGGACAGCGGCUUCACAGCCUGCAUCUUGACGCUUGACACUUGGCAGCUCGGAUGGCGACAUGACGAUGUGGCAAACUCAAAUUACGCCUUCUACCACGGGCUUGGCGCAGACCUGGGCCUAACAGACCCCGUCUUCCAGAAGAGGCUCAAGGAAAAGGGUAUUGACCCCAAGACACAGCCCAACGAAGCUGGCGCGCUUUGGAUCGAUAACGUAUGGCAUGGACGCGCGCAUACGUGGGAGAAGGCUGUGUGGGCGAUGAAACUAUGGAAGGAGCUCAGUGGUGGCAAGCCGUUUUCUCUGAAAGGCAUUCAGAGUGUGGACGAUGCGAAGAAAGCUGUUGACCUGGGCUUCGAUGGUAUCGUGGUGAGCAACCACGCUGGAAGACAAGUCGAUGGCGCGGUCGCAAGUCUUGACUCUCUUGAGAAGAUUGUCGAUGCUGUCGGCGACAAAAUCUACAUCAUGUUCGACUCUGGCGUCCGUUCCGCAUCCGACGUCUUUAAAGCGCUCGCUCUGGGCGCGAAGUUCGUAUUCGUUGGCCGUCUGUGGAUCUGGGGCCUUUCAAUCAUGGGCGAGACGGGAGUUGAUCAUGUUAUGCGCGGUCUACUAGCUGAUCUGGAUAUCUUGAUGAACGUUGGAGGGUUUAAGAAUGUCGGAGAGAUUACGAAAGAUGCGCUGGAGAGUGGGCCGAAGAGUUAUCAGCUUAUGCACACAGCUAGUAAGCUGUAG